Molecule: messenger RNA, 1759 nt
Organism: Sphaerodactylus townsendi
Lineage: Eukaryota; Metazoa; Chordata; Lepidosauria; Squamata; Sphaerodactylidae
Gene: SLC24A5
Product: solute carrier family 24 member 5
Exons: 9
Coding region: 51-1685 (544 amino acids)
Biological process (GO): calcium ion transmembrane transport; intracellular calcium ion homeostasis; melanocyte differentiation
Cellular component (GO): membrane
Molecular function (GO): calcium channel activity; calcium, potassium:sodium antiporter activity
Source: RefSeq, a predicted model, not a curated record
GGACAGCAGCGCUGCGCCCCGUGCGCCUCUCCAGCCCUCUGUCCGGCUGAAUGGCCAGGAGGAGGAGGAGGAGGAGGCUUCGAGCCCUUCCUCCUCCUCCUCCUCCUCCUCCUCUCCCCCUUGGCCGCGUCCCGGCCGGCUCACAUGACCCCCGCGAGGCCCCUAAUCCCGUCUGCCCGGGCCGGGGCGUCCAGUGCAGGAUGCGCGGCGGCGGCGGCGGCUGCAGCGCGCCGAGGAGCAGCCGGCCCGGCUGGGCGCUCUUGCUGCUGGCGGGCGCCUCUGCCCAGCCGCUCCCCCCGGACCCAGAAAAUAAAACCCAGUGUGUUCUUUCUGCCGCGUCGGAAUUCCCAGAAGGAUUUUUUACACAGCAGGAGCGAGAAGACGGAGGCAUCAUUAUCUAUUUCAUAAUCAUCCUUUAUAUGUUUCUGGCUGUCUCCAUUGUGUGCGAUGAUUAUUUCCUACCUUCCCUGGAGAUUAUCAGCGAUUCUCUUGGCCUCUCCCAAGACGUCGCAGGCGCCACCUUCAUGGCAGCCGGGAGCUCUGCGCCCGAACUCGUCACAGCGUUUCUAGGGGUGUUCGUCACGAAAGGAGACAUUGGGGUCAGCACCAUCCUCGGGUCUGCGAUUUACAACCUCCUCGCAAUCUGCGCUGCUUGUGGGCUCCUGUCGAGCGUGGUUUCAAGGAUUUCUUGUUGGCCGCUGUUUCGAGACUGUUUGGCGUACACAAUCAGCGCAGCGGCCGUUCUUGGGAUGAUAAUCGACAACAAAGUUUACUGGUACGAAUGCGCUUCGCUGCUGCUGAUCUACGGGGUGUACAUUUUGGUGCUCUGUUUCGACAUUAAAAUCAGCCAGUACGUCAUGAAGAAGUUCAGUCCCUGCUGCAACUGCUUUGAAGCAAACGGGGACGAGGCAGAACAGCAGCCGCUGACCGGAUGGAAGGAGACCGGGCCCCUCAUUCGUCGGCAGUCGAGAGCGGACAGCGGCAUUUUCCAGGACGAGUCUGAUUAUUCUCAACUUUCGAUGAGCUUCCAUGGACUAGAGACCAUUAUUGAAGACCCUCCGAACGUCUUCACCGUGCCCGAGGCAGACCUGAAAAGGGUCCUUUGGGUGCUCUCGCUGCCUAUUCUUCUCCUGCUCUACUUGACAACCCCUGACUGCAGGAGGAGAUUUUGGAAGAACUGGUUCAUGCUCACGUUCCUCAUGGCAGCGCUGUGGAUCGCCGCGUUCACGUAUAUUCUUGUGUGGAUGGUAACCAUCGUGGGGGAAACUUUGAAAAUCCCAGAAACCGUAAUGGGUCUGACAUUACUAGCAGCAGGAACGAGCAUCCCAGACACAGUCGCAAGCGUCCUGGUGGCCAGGAAAGGAAGAGGAGACAUGGCCAUGUCAAACAUCGUCGGGUCCAAUGUAUUCGAUCUGCUGUGUUUAGGAUUGCCUUGGUUCAUCAAGACAGCCUUCGUCGAUACGUCCGGUCCCGUGGAGGUGAACAGCAGCGGCCUGACGUACACUGCCAUUUCUCUCGUCUGCUCCAUCGCUUUCAUUUUCCUGGCGGUUCACCUGAAUGGCUGGAAGCUGAACAGAAAACUAGGGGCCGUCUGCCUCGUGAUGUACUUGGGAUUCGCGGUAUUAUCGAUUCUGUACGAACUCGGCAUUAUCGGAAACAAUCCCAUCAGUGUCUGCGGUGACUGAAGUUUGCUUGUUGGUUGCUUUUAAUACGAGCGAUGUAAAAAAAAAUCAAAUAAAACGUGCGCAGCAAAAAGGAA